Priceomyces carsonii is the source of this 1143-nucleotide messenger RNA. RefSeq lists its product as uncharacterized. NCBI's taxonomy places the organism in Eukaryota, Fungi, Ascomycota, Pichiomycetes, Serinales, Debaryomycetaceae. The record is from RefSeq and is a predicted model, not a curated record. Bases 1 to 1143 code for a protein of 380 amino acids. The transcript has a single exon.
AUGUUAACUGAGUCCAUUAUUAAUGGAAAUCUUGAAUUCAACGUUCCAGUAGAUGUUAUUGAUAAUGAAGUCGCUGAUUUGAUAAUAAAGUUGGAACUGAAAGAAGGUUUUGACCCACAUGUUGUAUUUGAUCCAGCGAAACAUAUAAUAUACAAAGACUCGGACUUUGAUGAAGUAAAAAAAUUUACUCUUGAUGACUUAAAAAUAUCUAAAACACAAGUUACCCCAAUUUCGAAUUUGGCCGUCACAGAUCCGGUUCCCAUCUUUAGUGAAGAAGCCUGUGACAUUAUGAAAUGGGAAGCUUUUCAAAGAAAAAAUAUAGAAAAGUAUGCAAAAAGUCCAUCUUUCUCUAGGUACAUUUCGGCUACUGACUUUCAAAUAAGCGGAUAUUUAGAUUCUGCUCCGUUCACGCUCGCUGCGUGGAAACACCCUAGGACUCAAGAUAUUAUAAACAAAUUCGCCGAUAUAAAUUUGAAGACAAUGUUCGACUAUGAAAUUGCAACGUUAAAUACCUCGCUCGUUGACAGCAGAAAGAAAAUAGAGACGGAGAAGAGUAAUGAAGAGCUAGAAGAGUUAAGUGAGGAUUCAAAGGCAUUAUUCGAUUGGCAUUACGAUUCAACCUCCUUCACUGCUGUCUUAAUGUUGUCCACCAAUGAUGACAUGAGUGGUGGUAAGACCGGUCUAAAGAAUGGUAAUGAAGAAGUCAUUUAUAUCAAUGGGCCAAAAAAGGGGUAUGUGACAAUUCUCCAAGGAAGAGUAGUAAAACAUAUCGCAACAAAACCUUUAUCAAAUGACGAACGGAUUUCCUCUAUUGUUGCUUAUAUUCCUGAAUCAAUCCAUGUACCUGAUACCACCGUUUUGACUACAGUUAGACCUUCGGUUUCUCCUAGAUCAUUAUAUAAUGAAUAUUACCCUCAAUGGAUUGACUAUCGGUUCAAAAGAAUCGAAGCUCAGUUAGCAGAUAAGAGACUAGAGCUACUCAAGAAAAUGAAAGAAGGAAAAAGAUUUGAGCAACUUGAAGUAGUAAGCUUCUGCAAAGACAUUUCUGAAUACUUAAAGAAAAGUUGGGUUGAAUUUGAAUCAGUAGUUGAGAAUGAGGUGUUUCCUCCAGAAGUUUUCAAGCUUCCUUACAAGGACCUCUGA